This is a messenger RNA of Hibiscus syriacus, 1269 nucleotides long. RefSeq lists its product as uncharacterized. The transcript has 2 exons. Bases 1 to 1269 code for a protein of 422 amino acids. The record is from RefSeq and is a predicted model, not a curated record. Lineage: Eukaryota; Viridiplantae; Streptophyta; Magnoliopsida; Malvales; Malvaceae.
AUGCCAAACUUUACAAAGGGCUACUUGAAAAACGACGUAUUUUUUCAAUUCCUAUCGAGACUGUACGUCUCUCUUGAUGAUGUCCGUGAUCGAAUUCUGGGUAUCAGGCCUCUUCUGUCUCUUCGCGAGGUAUUUUCUGAAGUUCAUCGCGAAGAAAGUCGCCGCGAAGAAAGUCGCCACUCUCUGAUGCUUCCUCUACCCGUUGAAAGGUCUUUCUUAAAUACACAUUCAUCUGGUGACACCCAUGUCAAGAAAGGUCAUCCCUGGUGUGAUCAUUGUCGGACACCUGGUCAUGUUCAUGAUAAAUGUUGGAAGCUCCAUGGCCGUCCAGCCAACUGGACUCCAUCCAAAUCCUCCUCUAGGCCAUCUCAUGGUAACUUUGUUGUAACGACAUUGAAGGGUGGUUCCUUUUCUCGUCAACACUUGGACGAUCUACGACAGAUGUUUGGUCAUUUACAGAUUCCUCCUGCUACUGAGUCAAAGUAUCUCUGCACUGUUAGUGAAGGUAGUUCACCUUUUACUUUCUUAUCCCCUUCACCAGGGUGUGUCUCUUGGAUUAUUGAUUCCGGAGCAAGUGAUCAUAUGACGGGCAAUUUCAGUUUAUUUUCCACAUUUCACAAAAACGAUAUCUCAUGCAGUGUUCGAACUGCUGAUGGCUCCCUAUCACCGGUUAAGGGUAGUGGCUCAAUUCGCAUUAAUAGCCACAUCACUCUGUCUAAUGUUCUAUUUGUUCCAAGUUUGACUUGCAAUCUUCUUUCGAUUAGCAAAUUAUCUACAGAUCUGGGUUGUACUUCUCAUUUUACUCGUGAUUAUUGUGAAUUUCAGGAUUUGACAUCGGGUAUGGUGAUUGGCAAUGCUAGGCGUUGUGGUGGACUUUACAUCAUUGACGCUCCUCCUUAUACUCUCAUUCCCAACCACUCACCUGCACCAUUUAUCUCUUCUUUUGUUUCAGUUUCUCCCACAGAUGCGGCUGCCGACAUUGUGUUAUACAAAGGAAAUAGUGACCAAAGUAAGUUAGAUGUGGUAAUUGAGACUAGUGAGUUACCAAUUGCUCAAAGAAAGGGAGUUAGACGAUGUACAACUCAUCAUAUUAGUAAAUUUGCUGCUUAUGGGAAACUAAUGUCUGGUUUUAAGACUUUCAUAGCUAAAGUUGAUCAUAUUCAUAUUCUGGAAACCAUAGAGGAGACAUUAAAAAGUCAUGGAUGGAAGAAGGCAGUUGAAGAAGAAAUUUCAGCUGUAGAAAACAACAAAACCCUGGGUCAUUGUUGA